This is a messenger RNA of Amoebophrya sp. A120, 459 nucleotides long. Lineage: Eukaryota; Dinophyceae; Syndiniales; Amoebophryaceae. The record is from the annotation of a GenBank genome assembly.
CAGCUUCUGGGAGAGACAGCAGACUCGCAGGCCCGAUACGUGUACGCAAGGAUGACUCCGGCGCAGCUGAAGUGCCGCCGGAUCGCGCACAAGAAGUACCACCCGCGGGCGCAAACGCACUGGUGAGAAGUGUGUGAGGUAAAGCACGGCGGCGACGAGUUCAGCUAUCCGAUAAUGAAGUACUUGUACAGAAACAAAAAUGAUUUAUUACCCCCCUUCUCAGCUCCGAAAAUCAAUUGCACAAUUUGUUGCUGCAGCGAUGAUGGUAACGGCUUCCAAAGAUUAUUUCGAUUGUGUGUCGAUAAGUAAAUUGUGCGGAGCUGUUUAAUAGAACUCUCUCGAAGAUCAAGAUUUUGCUUUCAACUUUAUUGUAGGAUUGAUCAUCUUCUUCUACCCUUUCCAAAUGAAAACGGAGUGCAAAUUUCGACGAUAGGAAUUCAAAGUCGUCGUGAUAGUGGC